Archocentrus centrarchus (flier cichlid) is the source of this 1068-nucleotide messenger RNA. RefSeq lists its product as uncharacterized. The record is from RefSeq and is a predicted model, not a curated record. Bases 139 to 1023 code for a protein of 294 amino acids. Gene Ontology annotation, cellular component: cytoplasmic stress granule; nucleoplasm. Gene Ontology annotation, molecular function: RNA binding. NCBI's taxonomy places the organism in Eukaryota, Metazoa, Chordata, Actinopteri, Cichliformes, Cichlidae. The transcript has 4 exons.
UGCUGGUACUUCCUGUCCCACCCACAUUCUCGUGUCGCUUCCGGGUGGUGGCUACAAGCAGGGUGCCGUCGUUAUCUCAACGCUGUAAACAAAAGUUACUCAACGCUUUAACUUCAGCGACACAUCAAGUGAAAAGACAUGCAUAUCAAAACAGGUACAUGGGAAGCCAGUAACACUGUGUGUGAGCCUGAUGGUCUGUGUGACCAAGCAGUCCUUGUUUCAGCCGCCAAUUCUGAGCCACACAUUCGGAAUCGCCGCCUAUCUCCUGGCUCUGGAAACUGUGGAGGUGGUGGAGGUGGAGGCUGCAUGUCUGGAGGUGACCAGCUGCCGCGUCAGCUUUCACCUGACAGGGACCUGAUCGGCCCCAGCCAUGCCUUUAGCUUCCGCAGGGAAAAAGAACGCAAAGGCCAACAGCACAAAGGCCGCAGUCUGCGUAGGGAAAGUCAGAAGGGGGUUGGCCGAGUAAGCGAAAGGCCACACAAGGUUAAUCAAAAGGAAAGAUGGGUGGAGGACAGUUUGUCUUUACUUAAGCCCCCACCUGCCUUCCCAGUGCAAGACAGCCCUGCCAAGCUACAGCCUGCUGUUAGCUAUGCCUCCAAGGUGAAGGCGGGAGCUGCAAGUGGAGCAUUGGAGGAGGACCGGCCUGCCAUUGGCAUGCUGCUACAGAACCAGUGGGGUCUAAGUUUCAUUAGCGAGGCCAGGCCAGUCACAGAAGGCUCCAGCCCUCACUCCCCUUCCAGCACCCCACUGCCCACAGAUGCUAAACAUCCAGCAGACCUACAGCUUGACACAGUUCUCACAGUGAAGCCCCCUGAAGAAACACCUAUUCCAGUGUCUACCUCCCUCAUCCCAGUCACACGCGCUGAGGUCGAUGAGAGCAACGGAAAGCUGCUGCUCAGUUGUCGCCAUCUAGUGGAGGCUCUGAGUUAUCAUAGUAAAGAAUGGAAUACUAUCUACAACAGACAGAAAAAAGAUCCAAAAAGGGUUGUCUGGUAUAAGGACACCAAGGAGCACCCAGCCUAGCAGUGUGACAAGCCCAAAUUGUAAACACACACACCUACAUGCAUA